Molecule: messenger RNA, 2942 nt
Organism: Neopsephotus bourkii (Bourke's parrot)
Lineage: Eukaryota; Metazoa; Chordata; Aves; Psittaciformes; Psittacidae
Gene: HDAC11
Product: histone deacetylase 11
Exons: 10
Coding region: 133-1203 (356 amino acids)
Molecular function (GO): histone deacetylase activity
Source: RefSeq, a predicted model, not a curated record
GGCUGGUCACAAAGUAAUCUCUUGCUCCAAGGAAAAGAUCCUAGAAGUCUUGUCAGCCUUGUUUUGGUGGAGGUGUCCUGUAGGAGCAGUGUGGUUUGGCUUUUUUAGUUGUGUUUGAAUGCAGGCUUGAACAUGCCUCACAGAACUGAGUUGUAUGAGGAUCCCCCAUCAGCAUGCUGGCCUAUCGUCUAUUCUCCCGACUACAACAUCACCUUCAUGGGACUUGAGAAGCUGCAUCCAUUCGAUGCAGGGAAGUGGGGAAAAGUUAUCAAUUUCCUGAAAGAAGAAAAACUAAUUGCAGAUGACUUGAUUGUACAGGCACGGGAAGCCACUGAUGAAGAUCUCUUGGUUGUUCACACAAGACGCUACCUUAAUAAAUUAAAGUGGUCAUUUGUCGUUGCUACAAUCACAGAAAUCCCACCAGUUGCCUUCCUGCCCAAUUUUGUGGUUCAGAGAAAAGUUCUGAAACCUCUACGGACCCAGACAGGAGGAACAAUAAUGGCAGGAAAACUGGCUGUUGAAAGAGGCUGGGCAAUCAACGUGGGGGGUGGUUUUCAUCACUGUUCGAGUGACAAAGGUGGAGGAUUCUGUGCAUAUGCUGAUAUCACACUGGCUAUAAAGUUCCUAUUUGAAAGAGUGCAAGGGGUGUCUAAAGCCACAAUUAUUGAUCUGGAUGCUCACCAGGGAAAUGGCCAUGAGAGGGACUUCAUGGAUGAUCAUCGGGUCUAUAUUAUGGAUGCCUACAAUAGGUACAUUUAUCCAGGGGAUGGAUUUGCUAAACGUGCCAUAAAACGCAAGGUGGAAUUAGAAUGGGGUACAGAGGACACAGAAUACCUGCAGAAGGUGCAUACUCAUGUGGAAGGAGCAUUAAACGAACUAAGACCUGACAUCAUUGUUUAUAAUGCUGGGACUGAUAUUCUGGAUGGCGAUCCAUUGGGAGGACUUGCUAUUUCACCUCAGGGAAUCGUGAAGAGGGAUGAAGUUGUGUUCAAGGCUGCCAGACGCCGCAGAAUCCCAAUCCUGAUGGUGACAUCUGGGGGGUACCAGAAGAGGACAGCACGGAUCAUUGCUGAUUCCAUCCUCAAUCUGCACAACCUGGGGCUUAUUGACAAGGAGCUAGCAACCAGUGGAGCUAGAAACCCGAAGGUAGAACAGAUGAUCAGAGACUCUGUUAAAGACUUAACCAACUUGUCACUGCAAUGACAAGUUACUAAAUUUUAGGACACGGUUUCCUGGCUUAAGAGCAGGGGUUCUGCACAUCGUUAUCAGGGUUAAUAAAAUGUAUUGAAAGAAGACUCAACUUGCCUGUAAAAUAAUGCAGUAAAGAUGUAAUAUGCAGUCACAGAAUAACUGUGUCUAACUGCUGAAGCUAUCUUGAGCAAAGGCAACAAAUCCUUUUUAGCUAAUUGAGACAUAUACUCAAGGGUACUGUCUUUCAGUUUGUAAUAUUACUGUAGAUAGCGUUAAUUGUUUCUCUUAUUCUUAUGGGUGGUCUAUUAUGUUGGAAGAGCUAUGCAGUUAGUAUCCAAAGACUGGCCCUGGUUCGGAUGAUGCAGUUUGGAUUGUGAUGGGGGAAAUACAGACUAAAUCUACUGGCACUUUUUUUUAGAUACUGCAUUUUAUUUAUUGCUUUUGAAAUUGAAAUAUUGUUAUAAAACGAGUUCUGUGCAGGCUUCAACUGUCACUUUAGUAUUAAAGUGCAAUACUAUAAAAAACAGUUCAGUUGGUAGGCUUCGAAGCCAUAGUCUAUUAGAACAAAUAGUUAUUAAUUUAUAUUUUAUUAUUAGUGUUGAUAAUGACUUAAAUCCUACUUAUAAACACCUUGAGAAACAGAAUAUGAAAUGCCUUUGGCUGCUUAUGCAAAUGAGUCAUAAGGGCUCAGUAUUAACACUCUGGUUUUUGCCUCUCUUAAAAUGAGGCCUGCAUAUCAAUAGUGCUAGGUACUAUGCAUUGUAAAUCACAGAGUCAAGGAACUACAAGAAAAUGAAGACUAAUUUUAGAAUUCUGAGAAUUCCUGCCAAAAUCACAGUGUAGAAAUGCAGGGUAUCUUUUGUUAUUGCCAGCUUGUCGUGUAGAGACGAGUGAAGAGGAAAACUGGAUGCUUGUUUUUUUCCCCAAGUACUGCUUUAUUUUUCACUUGUUCUGAAAGUGAUGGUACGAGUAGUUGCAGUCACAGUUGGUAACCUAAUUGUUCAUAUUUACAGAUAAAAAUACAGUGAGUCUUCUACAUUAAGUUAAUAUGCUAACUUUAUAUAGGAGCUUCUAGGAGGAGAUGGGAACAAAAUAGUGUAUUCUAAGUCAAACUCAGUACACUAACUGUAAAGUUCAGUUUCAUUUAAGUUGGUAUUUACUGCAUUAGGCACUGUUUGUAGCAUUGGGUCAUAAAUGUACUGAACUAUAUAUUUUGCAAGGCCUUUUUAACUUCCGAAUAUUGACUGGUUUGUAGUACAGGUUUCACAUCAUGUUUAGAUUUGAACCUAUGAAGGAACACAACUAUUUUCCUUGCAGUAGAAUUGGUUUGUAAGCUAUUUGAGGAAUAGUUACUUCUAAUUAGAGUACUUACCUCACGUAGCGUUAAUUUUUAGAUUGAUGGGGUUUGUUAAUUGUAAGAACAUGCACAAUUGCUAUAAAUAUCUGCUUUAAGAUUUGACGUAUUGCACUAAUCUUGAGUUGCAGCACUGUUAUUAAGAAGCACUUUUAAAUUUCUUACUAGAAGGACCAUCAGAGUACAGCUAAUGUCAAGGUUUAUUUUUUCUACACUGUCUGAUGUUACUGAAAGAUGUUGUUAUUCCUUCAUAUAAUUUUUAUAAAAUUAUAAAUUACAUUUCUAUAACCUAAACCCUGUCAUUGUACCAUAUGGGCUUUUCCAAAACAUCUUUUGUUUGUGUUAACAUGUUUAUAUGGUUUUCCCUCAGUGGAGAUUAAAAUGAUGUUGAACAAUG